GUCUGGGUGGAGCAGUGAAGACGGUGAAUCAAUGGCAAACGGUAUGGCGGGACUUAAAAAGCCGCACCAGCAUUAAAGCACGGAAUCGGCGAAGGCAACAAGCUUUAGCUGGGAACAGGCCAAUCAGCGAGGAGCCCCUAACGGAAUUCGAGAGGCGGGUGUCUGCUCUUAUAGGGGAGGAGUAUAUGAAGGGCCACGAUUCAACCCCUGAAAAUAUUCCACUGGAGGAGGUAAUCCAAAUGGGUAUCGAAGUGGAAGAUGAAAGGGUGAUUUCGGAAGCCCCGUCGCCUUUACGGACGCCACUGGCAGAGAAUUUCACGCUGAGGUCAGGUAAUUCCCAUAUCUCAGACAGGAGAACACCACGGGCGAGCUUGAAAAGAAAGCGCAUGGAAGAAGACGGUAAUGCUCGGAAGAAAUUUUUGGAAAUAGCAGAAAAACAGGCAGAUGCACUAAAGAUGCUAGCCCAGUCGAGUAUAGAAACAGUAGAAGUCGCGAAACAACAAGCAGAUGCUUUAAAGAUCUUAGCCGAAAGCAGCUCUGCAAUUGCUCAGGCUAAUAAAAUGAUGGCGGAGGCAAUAGCCGUAUUGGGGAAUGGAUUAAGCGCUACCGCAGAAGCAUUCAACAAUCUAACGAAUGCAAUAUAUCGUAUGUAG
Messenger RNA from Anastrepha ludens (Mexican fruit fly), 653 nucleotides. RefSeq lists its product as uncharacterized. The transcript is spliced from 5 exons. Lineage: Eukaryota; Metazoa; Arthropoda; Insecta; Diptera; Tephritidae. Bases 186 to 653 code for a protein of 155 amino acids. The record is from RefSeq and is a predicted model, not a curated record.